Molecule: messenger RNA, 1449 nt
Organism: Neoarthrinium moseri
Lineage: Eukaryota; Fungi; Ascomycota; Sordariomycetes; Amphisphaeriales; Apiosporaceae
Exons: 2
Coding region: 1-1449 (482 amino acids)
Molecular function (GO): ATP hydrolysis activity
Source: RefSeq, a predicted model, not a curated record
AUGGAAGAAGAUCCUCCCCAUAAGCCACGAGUCUGCCAGUCGAUCCACUUCCCCCGUAACGACGAGUUCGUCCAGCGAGCCCUUGUUUCCGAACAUAUCGCACAACUGCUUCCGCCCAAGACCGAGUGCCAAAGCGCGGCGAUAUGGGGGCUCGGAGGAUCAGGAAAGACGCAGAUCGCGCUCGACUACGCGUAUAGCCGGUGUAGCGACCCCACCUGCUCUGUGUUCUGGGUCCACGCCGAUACUAAGACGUCCUUUGCGCAAGACUAUAAAGACAUUGCGGUCAAGCUUGGGUUACCUGAUAACCUCGACGGUGAUACGCUUCUCACAGCUGUGCGAAAUCAUAUCCAGACUCUGCCACAAUGGGUACUCAUCUUAGAUAACGCGGACGAUUUGACCCUAUUCGGCGUGGGACGCUCACAAGAUGCGACGAAACAAGGUGCUCCCGAUUUGUCCGUUUAUGUUCCUCGUGGUCCAGUUGGCACAGUAUUGUGGACGAGCCGGGAUAAGCAGAUUGUCGGCAGUCUCGUAGGACCUCGACGUGGCAUCAACGCAGUUCAGAUGACAAGUAUUGAGGCCGAGACCCUAUUCCGAGCGGUUGCGGUCGUCGAUAUCAGUGAAGUAGAUGCAGCGCACGAUGAUAUGACACAGCUACUUACCGAGCUGGAUUGUCUUCCACUCGCUAUCACGCAGGUUGCUGCGUAUAUUCGUCGGACAAGGAUAUCAAUAGGCGAGUACCUUGAAAAAAUCCGGCAGAGGAAGAAGCGGUGGAAGGCACUCAAAACUUCAGCACACGAUCCUCAUCGCCGGCCGGAAGCGUCGAAUAGCGUAAUGGAGACGUGGAACAUCUCGAUGGACUAUAUCCAGCAACAGAACAAAAUGGCGUAUGACAUCCUAAGCGUGCUCGCAUAUGUGGAUAACCAGAAUAUCCCGUUUGCGAUGAUCAAAAGGAUAGCGCAAGCACCUAUGUACGAGGACAGAAAGGUCAAUGGCACCGAAAUGAGCCAUCAGAGAGACGAUGUUACUUCUGCUGGUAAUUCCCCGAGCAGUGAUACUGAUAGCGGAGACGACGAGGAUGAAGACGUGGUGGAGGCGGUCAUUCGACUCGAAGAGUUCUCAUUUUUGACGCCCCGAGUCGAGGGGAAAGCGUUAGCAACUCAUGCUUUCCGUGUCUAUGAUAUGCACAAGCUUGUGCAAGAGGCCAUCUCGUUCAAUCUGCAUGUGCGGGAUGUUAGCACAGAGACACAAUUGACAAGGAUUGCAUUCGAGGUAAUAGACGACUUGUUUCCCCGAAAGGGGCACCGCGAUACUUGGGGUAAAUGUGAGCAAUACCUCGGGCACACACAACGGACCGUGGAGUGGGCACAAGCUCAUAGGAGAGAGAAGAGUGUUGCGUCGCUGCUAAUAAGAGUAUCGCACUACUUGCACGACAUGGGUUUUUGGAGAUAG